Monascus purpureus is the source of this 1503-nucleotide messenger RNA. NCBI's taxonomy places the organism in Eukaryota, Fungi, Ascomycota, Eurotiomycetes, Eurotiales, Aspergillaceae. The record is from the annotation of a GenBank genome assembly.
AUGGCUUCUUCUCCUCCUUUCCCCUCUCGUCUCCUUUACUACGACGGCAAGCCCCGUCCGGCCUCUUCUGGAAAGACUUUCCAGACCGUCAAUCCUGCAGAUGCUACCCCGCUGGCCGACGUUCAUAUCGCUUCUCAUUCCGAUAUAGACGCUGCCAUUGCUUCUGCUGACCGUGCCUUUGCCUCCUGGUCCCAAACUCCCCCCAUUGUUCGUGCCCGAAUCCUUCAGAGAGCAGCGGCAAUCCUUCGUGAGAGGAAUGAUGAUAUAGCUCGCGUCGAGACUCUGGAUUCUGGCAAGGCCUACUCCGAAACCAGCGUCGUUGACGUGGUCACCGGCGCUGAUGUCUUGGAGUACUAUGCCAACCUUGUUGGCGGCGGCGGUCUCAAUGGUGAAACAACCCAGUUGAGAGAGGAUGCUUGGGUCUAUACGAAAAAGGCCCCUCUGGGUGUAUGCGUGGGAAUCGGGGCUUGGAACUAUCCUAUUCAGAUUGCGCUGUGGAAAUCCGCUCCUUGUCUCGCUGCUGGAAACACAAUGGUUUACAAACCUAGUGAAUUCACCCCGCUACAUGCCCAGACCCUGGCGGAAAUCUACACGGAAGCUGGCCUUCCGGACGGCGUUUUCAACGUCGUCAACGGUGCUGGUGAUGUCGGUGCAUACCUGACGUCUCACCCGUUGGUUGCCAAGGUCUCCUUCACCGGCCAAGUGGCCACGGGUAUGAAGGUCGCGGGCUCCGCAGCCGGGAACAUGAAAUAUGUCACCAUGGAGCUUGGGGGAAAGAGCCCAUUGCUUAUUCUCCCCGACGCGGAGCUCGAGAACGCCGUUGAUGGUGCCAUGAUGGCCAAUUUCUACAGUACGGGUCAGGUAUGCACAAACGGCACGAGAGUCUUCGUACCCGCGAGCAUGAGACCCGCUUUCGAGAAACGUCUCGUGGAAAAGAUGCAAUAUGUGCGUCCCGGGUCGCUUUUUGACCCUGCAACGAACUUCGGGCCUUUGAGCUCCAAAAUUCAUCUCGACAAGGUCACCUCAUAUAUUCGUCAUGGACUGGAGGUGGACAAAGCGAAACUUCUCUAUGGUGGUCUGGGGAAACCCAAUGUCCCCAAGGACCUGGAGAACGGCUACUGGGUACAACCGACUAUCUUCACCGACUGCACAGAUGACAUGCGUAUUGUCAAAGAGGAGAUCUUCGGACCCGUGAUGUCCAUCCUGUACUACCAGACCAUUGAAGAAGCUGUCCACCGCGCCAACAACACGGAACUCGGCCUCGCUGCUGGCGUUUUCACUCGGGACAUUAACCUUGCACAUCGCAUCAUCGACCAGCUCCAAGCAGGCAUUACAUGGGUAAACUCGUGGGGAGAAAGCCCUGCCGAAAUGCCCGUGGGCGGGUGGAAGAAGAGCGGCGUUGGCGUGGAAAAUGGCCGCAAAGGCAUCGAGGCCUGGGUACGAAACAAGAGCACCCUAGUGGAUAUGAAUGGUGCUGUUGCUACUGUUUUUGCAAAACUAUAG